Messenger RNA from Nerophis lumbriciformis (worm pipefish), 5317 nucleotides. RefSeq names its product natriuretic peptide receptor 3 (gene npr3). Lineage: Eukaryota; Metazoa; Chordata; Actinopteri; Syngnathiformes; Syngnathidae. Gene Ontology annotation, cellular component: membrane. Gene Ontology annotation, biological process: signal transduction. The record is from RefSeq and is a predicted model, not a curated record. Gene Ontology annotation, molecular function: peptide hormone binding; natriuretic peptide receptor activity.
AGUUGGAAAGUCCUCGGUUCCGUUUCGAAGAGGAAGAUGCGGGACGACUGUGACGUCACGUGCCGCCGCGCGGCGCGCGUCUUCUUCUCCGUCUUCUUGUCGCUCCUCGCCGGGUCGCGCGCGGCCGACGAGGACGUCCAAGUCGUGGUCUUCCUGCCCCGGAACGACUCCUACCUCUUCUCGUACGCGCGGGUGGCGCCGGCGGUUCUUUACGCGCAGGCGAGGCUGCAGGCGCCGGGCGCGCCUUUCUCCGGCGUCCGCUUCGACGUCCGCUUCGACGACUCGGACUGCGCCAACGACGCCGUCUUCCGCCUGCUGGAGCGCUCUUGCGCCGCCAGGCCGGACCUGAUCCUGGGUCCGGUGUGCGAGUACGAGGCGGCGGCGGUGGUGCGGCUGGCGUCGCACUGGAACAUCCCGGUGAUCACGGCGGGCGCCCUGGCCGCCGCCUUCCGGGACAAGACGGGCGAGUUCUCGCACCUGACGCGCAUCGCUCCGUCCUACAGCAAGAUGGCCGAGGUCUUCCGCGCCAUCUUCACCAUGUUCUCCUGGACCAGCGCCUUGCUGGUCUACGAGGACGACAAGGUGGACCGGGACUGCUACUUCACGGUGGAGGGCAUCUACCACCUCAUGGACGACGUCAGCAUCCAGACCUACUCGGUGGCCCGCCGAGACCACCUGGAGCCGGAAGACGUCGUCCAGAACAUGUUGGACACCCAAGUCAUCAUCUUCUGCAUGGACGCCAACAACAUCAGAGAAAUAAUGCUAGCUGCUCACAGGAGACGUCUGACCAGCGGAACUCACAUGUUCUUUAACAUCGAACUCUUCAACGCCUCCUCUUACGGCAACGGUUCGUGGCGGCGAGGAGACAAGAUGGACGACGACGCUCGACAAGCCUUCGCAUAUUUGAACACGGUGACGCUGCUGAGGACGCUCAAGCCCGACUUUGAGAACUUCUCUGUGGAAAUGAAGAAGGCCAGCCAAGGACUCGGACUCACACACUGCAGCGACUGUGCAACUGUCAACAUGUUUGUGGAAGGAUUCCACGAUGCUUUGCUGCUUUACGCCGUGGCUCUGCAUGACGCCAUGAAGCAAGGUUACAGUAAGAAGAAUGGGACACAAAUCAUAUCUCACAUGUGGAACACCACUUUUGAAGGUAUCGCUGGCCAGGUGUCCGUGGACGCCAACGGGGACAGAAACGGCGACUUCUCCUUGAUGGCGAUGACCGACGCUGAGGCAGGAACUUAUGAGGUGGUUGCCAAUUACUUUGGUGUAAAUGAAAGUUUGCAGCUGCUGUCUAACUUCAAACAUCAACACUUCACUCUGGAACAAAUACAGAGAAGUCAUCCUGACAUCUCAGACACUACAUGUGGACUUAGAUUGUCAGCUUUGACCGGUGUCAUCGUGGGAACUGUUCUGGGAACUGUCAUGCUCAUAGUUUACUACUUCUUCAGGAAAAACUACCGGAUAAGCAUCGAGCGCCGCGCACUGGCGGAGGAAUGUGGCGCCGGGAAGCACCGGCAGCUGCGAGAGGACUCCAUCAGAUCCCACUUCUCAGCCGCGUGAACGUCGGGUGAACUUGUCGUACUUCUCUCAGGACAACAAGGCGAGUCUCCAAGCAGCGCUCUGGUUUCUCUCCUCACCAGCGACUCUUUGACCACUGCUGUCUCUUUUAAUAUACACACUGUCUACAAGAUGGCGGCUUUUAGGACCUCUUUUUUGUUGUUUUUACCAAAGUCCUUGACAUGCUAGGCUGUAGGCUACCAAGAGCUAGCAGCUACACCGCGGCUAAGCUCGCGAGACAUCAUCGGUAACAUUAGUCCAUAUAUACGGUAAGCAAGUGUCAAACAAUUACUCACACGUACAAAAAGUCUCCAAGGCAAAGUGUCCAGUAACAGUAGUGUCCGCAUCAUCCAACUUGGAUUAUUGUGGUGUCACUCAAGAAAACACAAUCACCACUCCAGUUCAACUUAAAGACAGCAUAAGUCCAUUCCAGACAGUUAAUGAUAAAUAUGUUAGUUUUUGUUCUCUGUUUGACUUAAUUCACUUGUUAAGACCUUUGCUAACAUUCCACACAACAUACAAACAUACACUAUAAACAAUUCCUGCAACAACAGCAGUAACAGAAGUGUCCGCAUCAUCCAACCUGGAUUAUUGUGGCCGCUAGGUGUCACUCAAGAAAACACAAUCACCACUCCAGUUCAAAUUAAAGACAGCAUAAAUUCAUUCCAGACAGUUAAUAAUGAAUAUGUUAGUUUUUGUUCUCUGUUUGACUUAAUUCAAACACAAUCACCACUCCAGUUCAACUUAAAGACAGCAUAAAUCCAUUCCAGACAGUUAAUAGUAAAUAUGUUAGUUUUUGUUCUCUGUUUGACUUCAUUCACUUGUUAAGACCUUUUCUAACAUUCCACACUACAUACAAUAUAAACAAUUCCUGCAACAACAGCAGUAACAGAAGUGUCCGCAUCAUCCAACUUGGAUUAUUGUGGCCGCUAGGUGUCACUCAAGAAAACGCAAUCACCACUCCAGUUCAACUUAAAGACAGCAUAAGUUCAUUCCAGGCAGUUGAUAAUAAAUAUGUUAGUUUUUGUUCUCUGUUUGACUUAAUUCACGUGUUAAGACCUUUUCUAACAUUCCACACUACAUACAAACAUACACUAUAAACAAUUCCUGCAACAACAGCAGUAACAGAAGUGUCCGCAUCAUCCAACUUGGAUUAUUGUGGCCGCUAGGUGUCAUUUAAGAAAACACAAUCACCACUCCAGUUCAACUUAAAGACAGCAUAAGUCCAUUCCAGACAGUUAAUAAUAAAUAUGUUAGUUUUUGUUCUCUGUUUGACUUAAUUCAAACACAAUCACCACUCCAGUUCAACUUAAAGACAGCAUAAAUCCAUUCCAGACAGUUAAUAGUAAAUAUGUUAGUUUUUGUUCUCUGUUUGACUUAAUUCACGUGUUAAGACCUUUGCUAACAUUCCACACUACAUACAAACAUACACUAUAAACAAUUCCUGCAACAACAGCAGUAACAGAAGUGUCCGCAUCAUCCAACUAGGAUUAUUGUGGCCGCUAGGUGUCACUCAAGAAAACUCAAUCACCACUCCAAAUUCCAGACAGUUAAUAAUAAAUAUGUUAGUUUUUGUUCUCUGUUUGACUUAAUUCAAACACAAUCACCACUCCAGUUCAACUUAAAGACAGCAUAAGUCCAUUUCAGACAGUUAAUGAUAAAUAUGUUAGUUUUUGUUCUCUGUUUGACUUAAUUCACUUGUUAAGACCUUUUCUAUCAUUCCACACUACAUACAAACAUACAAUAUAAACAAUUCCUGCAACAACAGCAGUAACAGAAGUGUCUGCAUCAUCCAACUUGGAUUAUUGUGGUGUCACUCAAGAAAACACAAUCACCACUCCAGUUCAACUUAAAGACAGCAUAAGUCCAUUCCAGACAGUUAAUAGUAAAUAUGUUACUUUUUGUUCUCUUUUUGACUUAAUUCAAACACAAUCACCACUCCAGUUCAACUUAAAGACAGCAUAAAUCCAUUCCAGGCAGUUGAUAAUAAAUAUGUUAGUUUUUGUUUUCUGUUUGACUUAAUUCACUUGUUAAGACCUUUGCUAACAUUCCACACUACAUACAAAUAUACAAUAUAAACAAUUCCUGCAACAACAGCAGUAACAGAAGUGUCCGCAUCAUCCAACUUGGAUUAUUGUGGCCGCUAGGUGUCACUCAAGAAAACACAAUCACCACUCCAGUUCAACUUAAAGACAGCAUAAGUUCAUUCCAGACAGUUGAUAAUAAAUAUGAUAGUUUUUGUUCUCUGUUUGACCUAAUUCUAACACAAUCACCACUCCAGUUCAACUUAAAGACAGCAUAAGUCCAUUCCAGGCAGUUAAUAGUAAAUAUGUUAGUUUUUGUUCUCUGUUUGACUUAAUUCACGUGUUAAGACCUUUGCUAACAUUCCACACUACAUACAAUAUAAACAAUUCCUGCAACAACAGCAGUAACAGAAGUGUCCGCAUCAUCCAACUUGGAUUAUUGUGGCCGCUAGGUGUCACUCAAGAAAACGCAAUCACCACUCCAGUUCAACUUAAAGACAGCAUAAGUCCAUUCCAGACAGUUAAUAAUAAAUAUGUUAGUUUUUGUUCUCAGUUUGACUUAAUUCAAACGCAAUCACCACUCCAGUUCAACUUAAAGACAGCAUAAAUCCAUUCCAGACAGUUAACAGUAAAUAUGUUAGUUUUUGUUCUCUGUUUGACUUAAUUCACUUGUUAAGACCUUUUCUAACAUUCCACACUACAUACAAACAUACACUAUAAACAAUUCCUGCAACAACAGCAGUAACAGAAGUGUCCGCAUCAUCCAACUUGGAUUAUUGUGGCCGCUCUUUGUCACUCAAGAAAACGCAAUCACCACUCCAGUUCAACUUAAAGACAGCAUAAGUUCAUUCCAGACAGUUGAUAAUAAAUAUGAUAGUUUUUGUUCUCUGUUUGACCUAAUUCAAACACAAUCACCACUCCAGUUCAACUUAAAGACAGCAUAAGUCCAUUCCAGGCAGUUAAUAGUAAAUAUGUUAGUUUUUGUUCUCUGUUUGACUUAAUUCACGUGUUAAGACCUUUGCUAACAUUCCACACUACAUACAAUAUAAACAAUUCCUGCAACAACAGCAGUAACAGAAGUGUCCGCAUCAUCCAACUUGGAUUAUUGUGGCCGCUAGGUGUCACUCAAGAAAACGCAAUCACCACUCCAGUUCAACUUAGACAGCCUAAGUCCAUCCCAGGCAGUUGAUAAUAAAUAUGUUAGUUUUUGUUUUCUGUUUGACUUAAUUCACUUGUUAAGACCUUUGCUAACAUUCCACACUACAUACAAACACGAUAUAAACAAUUCCUGCUGAUAUAAUCAAAUACAAUUGAGACUCAGAGUAUUUUUACUGUAUAUUGUUUUGUUCCAAGGUGUUUAUUUAAAUAUUUAAUCAGUGCCAAAAUAGUCUGGUGUACUACUGUAGUACUACACUCUGUUACUGCAUGAAAUACUGUAUUUGUAUGCCAGAGCACAAACAUGAGUUUUUGUUUUAUUUUAUUUUUUCUGUUUCAUUCCUGCUGAUUUUGUGAAUUUUCUUUUUAUAAAUAUGUUUUUUAAGUUAGUUUUAUUUGAAUCUAGCGCCUGAAUGUACACUCAAAGGUGGAAUAAAGUUGAUAUUUCGUUUGUGUUGGACUGUGGUACAAAGAUGACUUCGUAGGAAGGAAGGCCGAGCGCACACUUCCGGCCUUCACAAUAAAAGUGCUGCGACAUCCCGCCUGCGCUGGCAAAAUAAGGGAUGUUGUUGCGCAAC